UCUUUUUUUUUUCUUUUAGAUAUUUAUUUGUUAGCAUGCUUUCUUAGACAUGCUUGGCUUUCUCAUUCUUUCCUCAAGCUAACAGUGCUCUCUCCUUUCUGUCACAUCACACAGCUGCUAUUGGUCAUGUGUCUGCUCAUUGACCUCCAUCCUCUGCUGGAUUCCUAAAAUUAUUAAUAUAGUACUUAAAUUUCCUUCUAAGACCAUUUAAAUUUGUAAAACAAAACAAAGAACCCAUGACAGGGAGCCCCAGUUUCCCCAAUAACAUCUACAGUCCAACAUACGGGCUUUCACAACAUUUCCUGUAACAUGGCAACCAAGAUGGAAUUUUAAAGCUCUGAGGAUAGAACAAGUAAGUAUAUUCUAAGAUUCUGAAUUCCCACUUCUUUCAUUCCACUGCUAUUCCCUCAAUUCUGAGAAAGCCUUGGUUCAUUGUGUUUAGGGGACUAAGUGGGAACAAAACUUCUUGGCUUGGUGACAGUGUGACACAGCAGUGUAAAGUUCUUUCAUCUUGUAUUUUGCUAAGGUCUAUAGGUUUAUCUAAAAUUUGAUCUUGAUGGAGAAUCCUGUGGAAAAUAUCCUAAAUUUAUUCUAGGAACCCAAGAUCAAAGUGCCCCAGCUUCUGUUAAACUGCUUGCUUGCCUAAAACCUCUCCUUACAGAUGCCAAGCAAAAUACCAGAAUGUGGAUUUUUGCCUUUAAAAAUCUUAUAUUAAACAUUUGAGUCCUGAAUAUCUGAGUGUAGUCCCAGUGGACUGGAAUAAAGACUUUCAACUGUCUAUAAUACGUGUGAGUGGUCAUCUCUGGUGGACUCCUUGUAACACCAGCAAUUAGACAUUAAUCUAUGGUUCAUAGGUAGUUGAUAGUCUAAGUGGGUAAAUGUACACACAAGGUUGUUGAAACAUUAAAUUGGGUUUAACUGUUUCUAACAUGCUGGUUUCUAAGGUACUAAAAUGUCUGCUAACACAAAGUCAAAGAAUGGUCUCAGCCCACACAAGGAAUAAUGAUCCAAAUGUGAUAGCAACUGUGGGAUAUACUGAUUCAGUCAAUAAAGUUUUGAGGUUGUUGUUGUUGUUGUUGUUGUUUGUUAUGGCCAAAGAGUGAACUCAUGACUCUGCAAAGUCUUUUGGUGCCCAAGUUCAGAGGUACAGUGCUGUUAAAGGGGAAAAAAACUAACAAACAAAACAAAUGCCAUAAUCACAUCAGUGCUGGGGGUGGUGUACUAAAUUAGUGAGGGUUUUAGUGUCUCAGUAACAUCUAUUUUCUUUGCAAGGCUUAAGGUAUCUUCCAGGCACUAUAAGUUACAUUUGGAUCACAGUCAAGGUCAUAGACAGUUCCCAUUCCCAUGAACCAUUCUCAAGGCAGAGGUAUGUGUUUAGGGGGUGGAAGGCUGAGAUGUGACCAGGCAGACAAAGUUGGACAGGAUGGUGUACAUUGGUUAUGCCACUUGAAUGGAAAAGAAUGGCAGUGUGGGAGGCUUUGUCCAAGUUUCUCCAUGUACUACAAAAGCCAACUGCUGCCUGUGGACAUUGUGUGCAACUGCCUACCCUCAUUGCUUUCAUGGGCUCUUAUCCCAGCUGACUCCAGAGUCAUAGAGAGAUCAAAAUAAGACCCAAUAACAUCUUUUGGUAUUCUCAGUUACCACUGAUUAGGUGAGGCAUAUGUGCACCCUUCCUUGGGCUGAGACCAUGGAAUCCCUUGUGGUUUUCUUUAUCCUCGAUAUCCUUUGCUGUUUUGGGACUUCAUACCUCAGGGUCACUUUCCAUGUUCCACUUGUACUCCUGUUAUAUCUGUGGUAGGCUAAUUCAGGAAGGCUGCAAUUAUAUGAUGUUUUCUUGUGUUCCUGUUGUCCUGUGAUAUAGUCAUUAGUUCUGUAUCAGACUUAGGAGGCAAUACUGUAUCUCAAUGAUGGAUUCCUCUGGUUUUGGAGGUGAUUUAAACAAAGUCUUUCACCUGGUUUAUUUAGGGGAACUUGUUUUCCUUGUGCCUUCAACAUAUCCCAUCAAAAUAGACAGUUCUGACUUUUGGGUUCCUCACUGGUCAUGGCAAGAAGAAAUGCAAGAUCUGGGAGGAACAAUCACACCCCUUUUAUGGGAAUGAAAUAUAGAAUAAAGCUGAUCACUGCAAAUAAAGGCAACUUAUGUGGCCUAACCCUCUGUGUCAAGAAGCUUAGCCCCUGGUGACUAUAAUAUCUCCAAAAUUACCCUGACUCCCUGUAAAGUUUUGAGUCUUGGAUCUCUUUUGCUAACCAAAGAAACUCUGAAAUUAAGUGGUACACAGGACAGCUGAUUCCUAGGUCUAAUGAUCUCCCUCUAAGGUGUAUUCCACAUUUUCUACCACUGAUUUAAAGUGAAGCAGACAAAAUACAGGAAUCAUGCAUCAAGGCCAGAGGGCCUUUUCCUCCUUGCUGCUCCUGAGGAAAAGAAAAGAAACAAAAAUCUUUGAUUCUACACAUAGAUAAUUUUCCCAUUAUUUGUUUGACCCACCCACCUACAUAAGAAACCUGGACUAAACACAAAUUGGAGGAUGAAAAACUACCCUCAAUGGGAAAUAUCAAAACCAUGGUUUUAUCGUUCAGUAGAAGGGAAGGUGCUCACUAAGUUUUUCAGGUUGUUGCCACCUGUGUGUGUAAAUAAUUUAAAUGUCACUUUUUCCCCUCAGAGAAAAGGAUGAGAUGAGAGCCAUAACCAGGGUUAACAAAUAGUUAGGGCUGAGCCCAGAGCAUUUCCUUCUGUGUUCUAACAUUUCCUUGGCCUAGGCCUGGAAGCUUCCAGCCUCCAUACAAUGUAAUCCUUUGCAAGCCCGGGAGACUUCAGCUUCCAGCCUAGAAUGUUUCAGCCUCUGAGACUCACUGCUGAAAGAACGCUGAACUCUGGCUCCCUGAUUCAACUCAGCUGUUUUCCAAUUCAUCCCUUUGUCUGCCCCUCAAUUAGAUGUCAUUGUCUGGGACCUGCACUCUUCAAAUGUAUCUAAGCAUAAGAAAGAAGACUUUAAAAAAAAAGACCACAGACCACAGGAGACAAAAGAAACAAUUUCUGAAUGUUUGUGGCAACCUCUGAAUCCUGAAAGAGAAACUGGGGCAGUAGAGAAACUCUGAAAUCCAAAAGAAUGUGUUGUAAUAUUUCUUAGUUUUAAUAAGUUUGUCCUGGUUAUUACAAAGUAACACAAGGGGAAACAGAGGGACUUUUCCAUCAUUAUUCUUUUCUGUAAAUUGUAUAUUUUAAAAUUUUGCUCUGUGUGUGUGUGUGGAGGGGGUAGAAUCUAUAGGAGCUAAUUCUCUCCUUUGAAGGAUCAAACAAGUUAUGAUGCUUUGCAGCGGGCGCCUUCAUCCACUGAGUCAUUUUAUAUGUUUUCUUUUGUCCCUUCAACUUCUACUUCUGUUCCAUGUCUACCUUUAUAUUUGAUCCUAACAUAAUUGGAUUCUGUUAUUAAAUAUUUUAUUCCCAUCUUUAUCGUUAGCAACAAAAAUUUCUGGAUCAUUAGUUGUAAAUGGGUUUUUGAUUAACCAAAUUAGUCAAAACAUGUUGAUAAUAACUAAAGAAAAAUACUUACUGCAAAUGCUACUUACAAGAAUGAGAUUGUUCUGCCUUCAGUUUCAUAUGUGCUGUUACGCUAUUUCUUGCUACACUAGUGGUAAGUGGCCAUCAGUUCCAUUGUCCUUUUCUCUUACUUUUUAAAAAAUGGCCUUAAUUCUUGAGAAAACCUGCCCAUAUCAAAGGGUCGAUGUCAUCAUAAUCUUGUGCUAACAAAACACAAUCCCUUGGACGCCUUUCUGAUUGCAUCCCAACACUUAAUCAUUCACUAUUUAAAAUAUUUUCCACUACCUAUUAGUUAAUAGCUUGGUUAGGUCCUCUUUUGACUUGUAUGAGGACAAUCGUAAAAGGGAAUGGAGAGAUCAGUCACCCAGAUGUUGGGGCCAUUUGCUUUCAGCCUCCCGACGGCUUCCUGAUCGUUCUUUUGGGCUGCACUAGGGGAUCUUCUGCUUGCCAGAGGCCUAACCCUGGACCCUUUCUCAGAUCUUACCUGGAGACAAAGUGAAGGGUAUCUUUGAAACAAGCCUCUGCUUUUCCCAGCUGCCUCCGGGGAAGGUUCCUCUCGCUAGACACUGAGCGGAGUUAAGAAGACAUCUGGUGUUUUGUGAGGGCUGGCAGCUGCGGGCGGUGUAGACAACUGAGGCAGGGAUAGACACCCAUGUGCUGGUCUGGGAUGACUGGUGUCACCCUACGUGUUGACCAUUGAAGUGGGGCUAUGUAGCCAUGUGGUACUCUGUGAGGCAGAUACGUAGUCCUAGGUAUAGACAACUGAGGUGGGAAUAAGCAUCUUUGUAGUGUUCUGUGUGUGGCGGAGUGGUCUCCCUUAGUGGGGUGAGGACAGGCAGCCGCAUGAGGAGGUGAGAGGGGCAGGGUAGGAGAGGCUGAACCUUGGGACUUUGUCUUCUACAGAAAGAAUGCAACCUGACAAGGCCGGAAGAACGGGGUCGAUAGAGACGAGGCCUGGAACCUGCGCGCCAUUCACCGUGACCCCGACUAAGCUACGCACGUAUCCCACGCGGGCAGGGCGCGGGGGCGGGGCCAGAGCGAAGGUCCUUGCUGAUUGGUCGAGGGGCGCCCACGGGGGCGCUGGCCCCGCUCCUCAGGGUCUGCUCGAGGGGCCUUUUGAAAGACGCGACUGGCUGCGCGGCCUGCAGAGGCCUGAGACGAGAGGUCGACGGUGGCAGCGCAGCAAUGGCGACCGCGGGCGGCAGCCGACGAGCCCCAGUCCCGGGCCCUCGGCUCGGCCUGCCUCUUGCCGCUCACCUGCCUGCGAGCCUGGGCGGGGAGGGCGCGAAGGACAGCCUCGGGGGUGAGAAAACUUCUGGAAACAAUGACUGGUUUCAGAGUUCCAGGGUCCCUAGCUUUGCGCAGAUGCUGAAAAAGAAUUUACCAGUUCAGUCAUCAGCUCAGACGGUCACUUUGCCCACUGGAUAUUCCUCCGAAAGUUGUAGUCUGUCCAAUAUGGCAUCCAAGGUUACGCAAGUGACAGGUAAUUUUCCAGAGCCAUUGCUUUCCAAAGGUCUUUCAUCUAUUUCAAAUCCUGUCCUUCCUCCAAAAAAAAUACCUAAAGAAUUUAUAAUGAAAUACAGACGUGGAGAGAUCAAUCCUGUGUCAGCCUUGCACCAGUUUGCACAAAUGCAGCGUGUUCAGCUUGACCUCAAGGAAACUGUAACAACAGGAAAUGUUAUGGGACCAUAUUUUGCUUUUUGUGCCGUGGUGGAUGGUAUUCAGUACAAGACAGGACUGGGACAAAAUAAAAAGGAAUCUAGAUCCAAUGCAGCAAAGUUGGCUCUUGAUGAGCUGCUACAGUUGGAUGAGCCUGAGCCAAGAGCUUUAGAACCAGCAGGACCUCCUCCUAUUCCUGCAGAACCUAUUGUUACACCUGAAGCAGCAUAUAUUUCAAAAGUACAAUAUGAAGGGAGACAAGUCCAGUAUGCCAAGAUUUCACAGCUUGUUAAAGAAACAUUUAGUCAACUAAUUUCUAGUCACUCACAAUAUCUGAAAUGUAGCAGUUCAUUGGCUGCUUUCAUUAUUGAAAGAGGGGGACAUCAUGAAGUUGUGGCUAUAGGCACAGGGGAAUACAACUACAGCCAGUGCAUCAAGCCCAAUGGAAGGGUGCUGCAUGAUACUCACGCAGUUGUCACUGCGAGAAGGUCUCUCCUUAGGUACUUUUAUAGACAGCUUCUGCUCUUCUAUAGUAAAAAUCCUGCUAUGAUGGAAAAGUCAAUCUUUUGUACAGAGCCAGCUUCUAAUCUACUUACUCUGAAACAGAACAUCAACCUUUACCUCUACAUGAACCAGUUGCCUAAAGGAUCAGCCCAGAUUAAGUCACAGUUACGCCUUAAUCCACAUUCUAUUUCUGCGUUUGAAGCUAAUGAAGAACUGAGUCUCCAUGUGGCUGUUGAAGGCAAAAUUUAUCUUACUGUUUACUGUUCUGCAGACGGGGUUAAUAGAGUAAACAGUAUGUCCUCAAGUGACAAGCUGACCAGAUGGGAGGUGCUUGGUGUACAGGGAGCCCUGCUGAGUCACUUCAUACAGCCAGUUUAUAUCAGCAGCAUACUUGUUGGUGAUGGGAAUUGCAAUGACACAAGAGGCUUAGAAAUCGCAAUAAACCAACGUGUUGAUGAUGCACUCACUUCAAAACUGCCCAUGUUUUACUUGGUCAACAGACCUCAUAUUAGCUUAGUGCCCACUGCAUAUCCUCUGCAAAUAAACUUGGACCAUAAAUCACUCAGUUUGAAUUGGGCACAAGGGGACAAUUCUUUGGAGAUUGUGGAUGGCCUAAGUGGGAAGAUCACUGAAAGUUCUCCAUUUAAAAGUGGUUUAUCAAUGGCAAGUCGGCUUUGUAAGGCUGCAAUGUUAAGUCGAUUUAAUCUGCUUGCCAAGGAAGCAAAAACAGAUGAUUUACUUGAAGCUCGGACAUACCACGCAGCUAAGUGUCUGUCUGGACCCUAUCAAGAAGCUAAGGCAUUACUGAAGGCCUACUUGCAGCAGCAUGGCUAUGGCUCCUGGAUUGUGAAGUCUCCCUGUAUAGAGCAAUUUAGUGACAAGCUGAGAAGGAAAUAUUUUGACAAAUUUAUGGGAUGGCUUUUCCAAAUCUGACUAAUUCCUUAUUAGCAAAUAAAGCCACACCUUACCUUUAGUUUUACAACAGUUACUCUGAUAUUGCUGAUGAAAUUUCCAGCGUCUUCCAAGUGAAAGCUUUUGCUUUGAGUCAAAUCCAACACACGCUGCAGAGCUCCGAGUUCAUUUUCCAGGCACUGAAGAUGUUUCAAUUCUGUGGCCUAGAGGAGUAAUAAACUUAACCGUCAUCUCAGUUCAGCAUAUACUGAAGAGCCAGAAGUUAACCUGUAGCUUCUCUAAUCAAAAGUAGGCAGCACAUAGCUUUUACCACUCCCUGUUCUCAGUGUGAAGAAGGACUGAAGUAAUUGGUGCCAUAAAUUUAGAAGAGCAUAAGGUUCACAUUAACUAUUAGACCACUCUAGUAAGUUCUGAUUCCCUUAGGCUUUGUAAAAGUCUGUAUUUCCCUGUCAAAAUGCAUAGCACAAGUUGAGAAUAUUUUUCCAAUAUACAAAGAAUUCUGCAAAGUUCACAUUCUACAUUCUAAUAUGUAAUCCCAGAGUUGAGAAUCACAGAAUGGUAAGGGACAGGACUCCUUGGAUGCCAACUGUCAUAGACCUAAAUCUUGCAGAUUAGGUUAUCAUGGCCCCAAAUGAUAAGUGUCAAGAUAUCCAGGAAGAUACAUAUAAUAUUCCUUAAAUUUAUAAUUCUCUGCAAUUACUAAAGAUGAAUUUUUAAAAAACCUAUUUGUCAAGGCUAGAAAGAUGGCUCUAAGGUAAAGAUACUUGCCACCAAACUUGAUGAUUUGAAUUCAAUCACAGUGACCCACCCACAUUGUAGAAAGAAUGACCCAUUUCCUAUUUUACCUCUGACCUCCACAGUUACACCAUAAUACACAUGCAUUUCCACACAAACAAAUGAAUAAAUGAAUAAAUAAAUAAAUAAAAAUAAACUUUGAAAUCUA
Rattus norvegicus (Norway rat) is the source of this 7556-nucleotide messenger RNA. It is a transcript of the gene Adad1, whose product is annotated as adenosine deaminase domain containing 1. NCBI's taxonomy places the organism in Eukaryota, Metazoa, Chordata, Mammalia, Rodentia, Muridae. The record is from RefSeq and is a predicted model, not a curated record. Gene Ontology annotation, cellular component: nucleus. Gene Ontology annotation, biological process: RNA processing. Gene Ontology annotation, molecular function: RNA binding; adenosine deaminase activity.